Clonostachys solani is the source of this 876-nucleotide messenger RNA. The record is from the annotation of a GenBank genome assembly. Lineage: Eukaryota; Fungi; Ascomycota; Sordariomycetes; Hypocreales; Bionectriaceae.
AUGUACUCCAAAGCGGUCCCGAUUAUCUUGGUAGCCUUGGCUGGUUCCACGGCUGCCUCGCUAUCCUCGUUGCAGUACGACAAUGAUCUCGUCGCUCGAGCGCCGGAGCUUCUCUCGGAGGAGCUCGUCACUCGUUCACCAAUGGAUCCCGCGAGUGCCUACGAUAAAAUACAUAAGAAGGGCAAAGACCAUGCCGCGGGGCUUGUCGGCGGUCGCAAGCCUCACCGUCGUUCAGACCCAGUGGAUAUCGGGAGAAUGCACGAGAUAAUGGCUAAAAAGGGCAAAGACAAUGCCUCCGGGGUUAUCGGGUCGCAAGCCUCGCCCUCGCCCUCGCCCUCUGCCUACGAUAAAAUAAAUAAGAAGGGCAGAGACCAUGCCGCGGGGCUUGUCGGUGGUCGCAAGCCUCACCGUCGUUCACCAAUGGAUCCCUCGAGUGCCUACGAUAAAAUAAAUAAGAAGGGCAGAGACCAUGCCGCGGGGCUUGUCGGCGGUCGCAAGCCUCACCGUCGUUCAGACCCAGUGGAUAUCGGGAGAAUGCACGAUAUAAUGGCUAAAAAGGGCAGAGAUCAUGCCGCGGGGCUUGUUGGCGGUCGCAAGCCUCACCGUCGUUCACCAAUGGAUCCCGCGAGUGCCUACGAUAAGAUACAUAAGAAGGGCAAAGACCAUGCCGCGGGGCUUACCGGUGGCCGCAGGCCUCGCAACAUCGGGUUUAUGUCCAAGAUAAAAUAUCACUUUGUUGUCACACUCUCCGACCUCUUCCAACUCGAAGAUAAUGCCCAUCUUGCUGCCAAGGUCAAGAUCAAAGGCUACAAGGUCCAAGAAACUCACCAGCAGUGUUUGGCCAAGAAAGAAGAGGUUAAGAGCAAGUUUGAGUAG